This is a messenger RNA of Nerophis lumbriciformis (worm pipefish), 3786 nucleotides long. Lineage: Eukaryota; Metazoa; Chordata; Actinopteri; Syngnathiformes; Syngnathidae. The record is from RefSeq and is a predicted model, not a curated record.
UGUUUUUUUUCUCAAGAAUAGCCAAUAAUUAAUAUAUAAUAAUAUAAAAUGAUAAACAAUAUGUGAUCAUUUAAAUAUGGCCUAUGACAGACAUUUUUUGUAAUCCACUCAAGACUUACACAAUCGAAAGCAACAAGCUGCAACACAUUAUUGAUGAAAUAAGCAAACAUGAUUGAAAGAAAAUACAAAAAUAAAAAAAUACCAAUACUAAAAUACUCAGUUUCCCCUACAUGUAAUUGAACGUGGCGCCUCGCCCCAGCAAAAUAAAAGCAGCUACACCUUUAAAAAUGUGUUUUUUUUUUAACGUGAUAACAAAUUUAACUUAUACAGCAUAUUGUAUGUAUGGUUAUAUAUUAUAUAGCCAAUAUACGCACUAAUGGCCAUGAUUAGUUUGCAAAACUUUUCAAAUAUCAUAAAAAUGUUUCUGCUUUAUUUUGAAAAAAGUGCAUCUGAGUCAUCUGUCAACAUAAAAUGCUACAGCUGGUCGCACACCUGAUCAACCCUGGAAUGGAGUUGGCUCUAUGCAAAAGAAAGUCAUGAAAAGAAGGACUGGACUUUUCUGUUUACCAGAUUUCACAACAAAACCAGUGGACUUCCCGAUAUCCAAGACAACUUGUGAAAUCCCAGAAGUGCAGGGUGACGAGCCAGAUUUUAUAUCUCCCAGCCAGUCAUCACACAGACCAAAGGAUGAAAAUACUCUCCCAGAAAACGGUGCUGCGCCACCACUUUGUCCAGUUCCAACACCGGUGCCAGCUGGGCAAAUGCCAUACCCUCCUUAUUUUGAAGGAGCCCCCUUCCCCCAACCUUUAUGGGUGCGCCACAGCUACAGUCAAUGGGUACCACAGCCCCCUCCACGACCAAUUAAAAGGAGGAAGAGGCGGACACGAGAGCAGGGACGCAUGGCCAUCAGUACCAUCCGUCUGCGGCCACGGCAGGUACUUUGUGAAAAGUGCAAAAAUACCUUGAAUAGCGAUGAGGACAGCAAAGAUGGCAUAAACAAUACCAAGACCUCGAGAAAAGAGAACACACUACAGAGCGAUGACGAUGGAGACGACAAAGAUAUACCUAAUAAUAAGCUCUCAAAAAAAGACGAUGUAGUGGCAACCAAGGACAGUAAGAGACGGGAAAACGGCACCAGCAUUGACAGCAAACGCCUCAGGAAAGACAAAAAGGGGGAAUCUGAAGGGGAGAAGUUCUCUGGAAGUGACGUUAUCCCCCACAGUCCAGUCAUAAAGAUUUCAUACAGCACUCCACAGGGCAAGGGAGAGGUCAUGAAGAUCCCCUCGCGAGUCCAUGGUUCAGUAAAACCAUUCUGUCCCAAGCAACUAGUGCAGAAUGGCUUAACUGCAAAUGGCAAGAUUCCAUCUAAUCCUACCAAGGAGCAAAGACACAUUUUAGAUGCUAGGCGGUCUGGUCUUACUGUAUCCAUUCCCAAACUCAAACUGACGAGACCUUUCACCACCGUUUGUCAGGAUUUGCCAUCUCCAAAGAUCCGCUUGAAACACCCACCGAGGCAGCGCAAUGAGAGCCUGGUCGAAUAUGAGGCAGAACUUGUAGGAGAUCCCAGGAGACGAAGUCCAAGGGCAACAGCACCCUGCCUCGCCCACUCUGAAGACUCUGGGGAAGGCAAGAACUCUCUGGAGUUGUGGUCAGCGAGUUCUGGAGAGGAGGCGGAACACGGCCACAAUGACCUUACCCUUCUCAUCAAUUUCCGUAAGCGAAAAGCAGAUUCCUCCAGUCUGUCAGUUUGCAGCAGUGACAGCUUGGAUGAAUCCAAGUCUUUCAGUUCUGAUGGCACGUCACCAGAGCUGUGUGAUUUGGCACCUGGCGAGGAUCUAUCUGUAACCUCAUCUUCACUACCAUCACGGGACGAUUGCAAGACUGUUCCCCCACUCACAGUGCGGCUACACACCCGCAGCAUGACAAAGUGUGUGACAGAAGAGGGUCACGCUGUGGCGGUGGGGGACAUUGUGUGGGGAAAAAUCCAUGGCUUCCCCUGGUGGCCUGCACGUGUCCUCAGUAUCAGCGGCACCCGCAAGGAGGAGACUGCCACUUCGGAGGCCCAGUGGCCCCAGGCAAAGGUGGCAUGGUUUGGUUCUCCUACAACAUCCCAACUUUCUGUUGCCAAACUUUCACCCUUCAGAGAGCUCUUCAGGUCCCGUUUCAAUCGUAAAAAGAAAGGGAUGUACCGCAGAGCCAUCCUGGAGGCAGCCAAGGCUGUUGGACACAUGAGCCCAGAGAUUACGUCACUACUUUCCCAUGGCGACACAUAGGAGGCUGGGUGCAGAAAGGAGGUCGCAGAGGUUUUUCUUCUUUCGUGAAUUCUCAGACCCCGGUCAUCAAGACCCAGGAGGGAAUACGUGUGGUUGCCUGGGCUACUAUUUAUAUGCUGUCCCCCCCUUUUUUCAUUUCUUUUUCACAAGGCUGAUGUAAAAUGGCUGCCAAGGUGAGGACAAGGGAGCAAAGAAAAAAAAAAAGGCCAUGCACCCCAUGGUAUGCUGUGACUGUUCCUCCUUGUUUAAUUUUCUAGAAGGAGUGGCUAGAACGGACCAACACUACAAGAACCAGAAUGUAUUUAUUCUCUUAUUGUUUAAGAAUCCACCUUUGUCUCUGAACUUCCCAGUGUGCUGCUGUCAUUCGGCACAGUUUGAUGGAAGGGUUUAAAAAAGUCUUACCCUUUUUACUUUCCCCCCCGCCCACAGACCUACGGUUAUAAAAUGUGAACAGCUCCAUCCAGUGAGUGGUAGUAAACUGUUCUUCUAGUGACCAGUGUUCCCCUUGUGCAUGUUGAUACUGAUGUUCAGUCAUUGUAUGUCUCUCCUACAUUUCAUUUGGAACUUGAGAGGCGUCGGCCCCUUUCUCACUCUUCUUUUCCCGUCACUUGUAAUUAUUUAAAGCAUUAAGAAAAAGCACUUUAUCUGUACCUCGGUGGCCUGCUGUAAGCUCACUGUCAGAAACACUAUUAUUGUGAGCUACAGCCCUGAUAGGCAGCAGGGGAGCUAGGAAAUCAUUUGUGGUUGACUAUCCAACGGCCUUGGAGAUAUGACUAACAUUUUUUGGAUGGUUGCGUACACUGUAUUCUCACAUGGGUGUGUUUCUUUCUCAGCUCGUCUACCACACUACAAAAACCCCACAUGUGACAUUUCCUACUGGACAAACCUGGGUGAAAUGCGUGUAAACCUUCCCUAUGCAGUAUCAGUUCAAGCUUUACGGUCGACUUUGGAAGAACAACAGAACAUGCUGGAAGAAUACUGUGAAGUCAACUGCUCAUAGCCCGCGGUUAUCGAGUCAUUCGGCAAAGCAAACUGAAGCGCUGACCUUUAGUGAGCUUUUGUGUUGAAAGGCGCACUGUUUGAAUAAGGGAGAGGGGCAGGAGCAGAGACCACUGGUGUUGAGCACAGGCCAGCCUGUAUCAAAGAACUGCACACAGUCGCCCUCGGACAAGCAGCCUGGCUAAUAUCCGCUUGGCCACAAACGCUUAGCUUGUGAUUAAGGCGGAAGAAUGAGGGACUUUUUUUGUUGAGUUUUUUUUCCAAGGGGAGCAGAUGACGACCAUUCUGGUUUUCUGCGCUUUGACUGCCAUCAAGCCCGGCUCGUUUUCCAGGCAGCCUUACACAGAUUCUAAAUGUAUGUACGCCCAAAAGGGGAAACGCGUGUGAGGAAUUUCCCAUGUGUGUGCAACACGGCUAUCAACUGUUGCCCAUAUUGGUCAAUGUUAUUGGCUACUUUGUUUUCUUUUUUGUUUUUGUUUUUUACGUGUACAUAAAAUAAAAUAUACAAGCAAUA